AUGCCGAUAAGCGAUCUCGAGAAGAAAUGGACCGGCAUGAAUUUCGACAUUGCCGCCGAGGAAAUGCGACGUCUAAAAAAGGACCCAACCGAUGAAGAGAAGCUAGUUCUCUAUGGACUCUAUAAGCAGAGCAUUCAUGGCAACAUCCCCUCGGAAGACAUUUACGAGAAGCCAAAAGGUGAUGAUGUCGCUUCAAGGAAAUACGAGGCCUGGGCAGCUAGAAAAGGCCAACCGCUCCAAAGCGCACGUGAUGAAUACGUUCGUUUCGCCGAGAAAAUGAUUCAGAAAUACCACAGGCAUGUGUAUCGUUGCAAAUGGAAUAGCGAAGUGUGGUCGGUCGACUAUUGA
Molecule: messenger RNA, 348 nt
Organism: Cooperia oncophora
Lineage: Eukaryota; Metazoa; Nematoda; Chromadorea; Rhabditida; Trichostrongylidae
Source: the annotation of a GenBank genome assembly